This is a messenger RNA of Salvia hispanica, 3100 nucleotides long. Its product is annotated as protein unc-13 homolog. NCBI's taxonomy places the organism in Eukaryota, Viridiplantae, Streptophyta, Magnoliopsida, Lamiales, Lamiaceae. The record is from RefSeq and is a predicted model, not a curated record.
AGCAACCAACACUCACCACCACCAUAUUCCCUUUCACACUUUUUUCCAAUUCCUUCCCUCAAAUUUUGACAAUUCCAAAUAAAAAUCCCCAAUUCCAAUCACGCAUAGCAACUGUUGAUGACCAAUUCAUCAUCCAUGGACCCGUUUGGCGAGCUCGGUGUCGACAUUUCUCCCUCGGAGCUCCGGGAAAUCGCUUAUGAAAUCCUCGUCGGAGCGUGCCGGAGCUCGGCCUCCGGGAAGCGCCUCACUUACGUUUCCAGCUCGAAUUCCAAGGAGAGGAGUCAGCAGCCGCAGCAGAAGUCGGCUGCUAGCAAAGUGAAGAAGGCUCUAGGCCUCAAGUCUAAGAAGAAGAAGAAAAGCGGCGGCGAGGAUGAAUUAGAUAGGAAGAGUGUCGGCGAGCUCAUGAGGGUUCAGAUGAGGGUUUCGGAGCAGACCGAUUCCAGAGUCCGACGUGGCUUCUUGCGAUUGGCUGCCGGUCAGCUCGGAAGGCGUAUUGAGUCAAUGGUUCUGCCGUUGGAGUUGCUGCAGCAUUUCAGGUCCUCAGAUUUCGCUAGUGAACGGGAGUACGAGGCGUGGCAGAGAAGAAACUUAAAAAUCCUUGAAGCAGGACUCCUUAUCCACCCGCAUGUUCCUCUUGACAAAUCACUUACUGCCCCUCAACGUCUUCGGCAUAUCCUACGUGCUGCGUCUGAUAAACCCAUUGAUACAGGCAAGCACAGUGAAUCGAUGCUUGUUCUCUGCAACAUUGUCACCUCUCUAGCUUGCAGAUCAUUUGAUGGUUCUACAUCUGAUAUUUGCCAUUGGGCUGAUGGGAUUCCACUAAAUCUCCAUCUUUAUAAGAUACUGAUAGAAUCCUGCUUUGAUGUAAAUGAUGAGACAUCAGUUGUUGAAGAACUUGAUGAUGUAUUGGAUCAAGUAAAGAAGACCUGGGGGAUCCUUGGGAUAGAUCAGAUGUUUCACAAUCUCUGUUUUUUGUGGGUUUUAUUCCGCCAGUAUGUUGCUACUGGUGAAACUGAAAACGACCUUCUCUUUGCCGUUGAUCAUAUAAUGGUGGAAGUGGUCGAGGAUGUCAGCCUAGCUCAUGAUCCUAAAUACUCAAAGAUAUUAACUUCGACACUAAAAUUGACACUAGAUUGGGCAGAAAAGAGACUUGGUCGAUACCAUGAAUUUUUUCAUAGGGUUAACAUAGAUGUAAUGCAAAGUGUUUUGACCAUUGGGGUAUCAGCAGCGACUGUAUUGGUGGAUAUAUCUCAUGAAUAUGGCAAGAAGAUGAAGGAAGUUGAUGUGGCAUGCAGCAGGGUUGAUGCACAUAUAAGGUCGUCAGUGUGCAAUACCUUUUCUGAGGAAAAGGAGAAGCUCAUUGCAAGCAGGAAGUCCUCCAAGAAUCAGCAAAGUCACCUCCCUCUUCUUUGCGUUCUAGCCCAAAAUGUUUGUGAUAUUGCAUUCAAUGAGAAGGAAAUAUAUAGUCCUAUACUGAAAAGAUGGCACCCUCAUGCCACAAGUGUAGCUGUCGCUACUCUGCAUGCCUGCUAUGCAAAAGAGCUCAAGAAAUUUGUUUCCAAUAUAAAUGAAUUAAACCCUGAAGCUAUACAAGUGCUGCUAGCUGCGGAAAAACUUGAAAAAGAUCUAGUGGAAAUGGCAGUUGCUGAUUCAUUGGACAGUGAAGAUGGUGGAAAGUCAACCAUUCAGGAGAUGGCUCCUUACGAAGCUCAGGCUGUGAUUACCAACUUAGUGAAAUCUUGGAUACAGACUAGACUUGACAGGCUAAGGGAAUGGGUCGACCGAAAUUUGCAACAAGAGGAAUGGAAUCCUCAAGUAAAUAAAGGGCGCUUCGCACCAUCUGCUGUAGAAGUUCUACGGAUUGUUGAUGAGACUUUGGAAGCAUUCUUUUUGCUUCCAAUACCAAUGCACCCAGUUUUGCUUCCCGAGUUGAUUGGUGGUUUAGAUAAAUGCCUCCAGAAAUAUAUCAUAAAGGCAAAAUCUGGAUGUGGUUCUCGUGUUUCUUUCAUUCCGUCACUGCCAGCGUUAACCAGAUGUGCUACUGGUUCAAAAUUUAGGGCGUUUAAGAGGAAAGACCGGUCAAUUUUGGGUCCAGGUAGGAAAUCCCAGGUCUCUAACAGAGACGGAGACGAUUUAUUUAGCGUGCCACGACAGUGUUUUCGUAUUAACACUCUGUACAACAUCCGCAAAGAGCUGGAAGGCCUUGAGAGAAGGAUGGUGGCCAACCUGAAAAACAGUGGAUUUGCUCAUGAUGAAAAUGCUGGAAGUGGGAAUUUCAGCCUCUCUGUAGCUUCGAGCAUGGAAGGGAUCCGGGAAUUGUCUGAGGCAAUAGCAUACAAAGUGGUUUUCCAUGAUCUGAGUUACCUUCUCGGUGACCACCUAUAUUUGGGGGAAGUUUCCUCAUCCAGAAUUGAGCCUUUCCUCGAGGAGCUGGAGCAGAAUCUUGAAAUAAUAUCAGUCACAGUCCAUGAUAGAAUCCGGACACGUGUGAUUAUUGACGUGAUGAAGGCUUCUUUCGAAGGAUUCUUGCUGGUUCUGCUUGCUGGAGGACCUUCUCGUGCUUUCAGCAUGCAGGAUGCUCGGAUGAUAGACGAGGAUUUCAAGGCUCUUAGCGAUCUCUUCUGGUCGAAUGGAGAUGGUUUGCCAGCUGAUGUGAUUGAUAAGGUCUCAGCUGCUGUGAAAGGAGUUCUUUCUCUUUUCGAAACAGGGACCGAGAGCCUUGUGGAGCAAUUGAAACAUGUGACUCGUGGCGGUGAUGAUGUUUCGGCAGCCAAGUGGAGACCUCCUUUGCCUCCCACAACAGGCCAGUGGAGUGCUAAUGACCCAAACACAAUUGUAAGAGUUUUGUGUCAUCGCAAUGAUAAGAUAGCAUCAAAGUUUCUCAAGAAAACCUUCGACUUGCCUAAAAAAACUUGAGUCUAUGGAAACACCAAGAUGGCUGCUUUUCUUGUGUGCUUUAUUUUGUAUAGCUUUAAUACUUGUAAAUUAUUUGGAUUUCUUUUUUCUUCCAAUUUUUAGUGGAAACAAAGUGUGAUCCGUGUGUUGUUGGUGACAAUAGAGCCUCACAAUGAAAUUAAAUUAUUAACAUUAUUCAUUACAA